UGUAACAUUUUCAUUCCUUAAGAAAAGAGCUAAAAAACUAAAAAAAAAACUAUGGCAUCUUUCAAUUGUAAAUGGAGUUUGAUUUUCUUGAUCCUUGGAUCAAUGGCAUUUUUUCAUCAAAUUAUGGCUGCAGCCUACUAUUCCACCCCCACCAUUAGACCCACUACGUUUAAAGCCAUGCCUUGGAAGCAAGCUUUUGCUACAUUUUACGGAGACGAGUCUGCUUCUGAAACAAUGGGUGGAGCUUGUGGAUAUGGAAACUUGUUUAAUUCAGGUUAUGGAACAGCAACAGCAGCAUUGAGCACAGUGUUAUUUGGCAAUGGAUAUUCAUGUGGUCAAUGUUUCCAAAUAAUGUGUGUGAAAUCAAAAUUUUGCUACAAAGGGUUCACCACAAUUACAGCCACAAACCUUUGCCCACCCAAUUGGUCCCAAGAUUCAAACCAUGGUGGAUGGUGCAACCCACCACGCCAACAUUUUGACAUGUCUAAACCUGCUUUCAUGAAAAUUGCUCAAUGGAAGGCUGGCAUUGUUCCCGUUUCAUAUCGCAGGGUACCUUGCGUUAAAAAAGGUGGGAUUCAAUUCGCGCUCCAAGGAAACGGUUACUGGUUAUUGGUAUACGUGAUGAACGUCGCCGGAGGAGGUGACGUGGCGAGCAUGUGGGUGAAGGGAAGUAAAACAGGAUGGAUGAGCAUGAGCCACAAUUGGGGAGCAUCAUACCAAGCAUUUGCAACUCUUUCAGGCCAAACUCUUUCAUUCAAGCUCACUUCCUACACAUCUCAUGAGACAAUUAUAGCUUAUAAUGUUGCACCAUCUAAUUGGCGUGUAGGCAUGAAUUACCAAGCCAAAGUCAACUUCCAUUAGUCAUGCAAAUGCCGAAAACAUAGGGAUUACUUGGAUCAUCAGUAGAUUUUGAAUAUUUUCUUCUGAGCCUACUAGAAAUUCCGAGCCUCAACUAAAGGCAAUAUUUUUUGCCUUCACUUUUUUUUUUCUGGGCGCCCUUCAAGGAGUGGUGUUACCAUCUCUUCU
Molecule: messenger RNA, 1026 nt
Organism: Solanum dulcamara
Lineage: Eukaryota; Viridiplantae; Streptophyta; Magnoliopsida; Solanales; Solanaceae
Product: expansin-A18-like
Exons: 3
Coding region: 52-861 (269 amino acids)
Biological process (GO): plant-type cell wall organization
Cellular component (GO): extracellular region
Source: RefSeq, a predicted model, not a curated record